Molecule: messenger RNA, 951 nt
Organism: Drepanopeziza brunnea f. sp. 'multigermtubi' MB_m1
Lineage: Eukaryota; Fungi; Ascomycota; Leotiomycetes; Helotiales; Drepanopezizaceae
Cellular component (GO): membrane
Source: RefSeq, a predicted model, not a curated record
AUGGAUUUCUUUCGCGACCUCUCUAUCGAGCUUGCCACCAGCCGCUGCGAAAAGCUCCAGGCGCCGAGCUACCUCAACCUGACACUGUCCAUCUUUAUACUCCUAGGCAUUCUUGUUUCCUACCUUCCUCAGCAUUAUCGAAUCAUCGCGCGCGGCACCUCUGAAGGAAUAUCGCCUUAUUUUAUCCUCCUCGGAAUGACCUCUGGAACAUGCGCCUUCGCCAAUAUACUGGUACUGCCGGCUUCUAGAGCAGAUGUGGGAUGCUGCAAGACCAUCAGCACAUUCGAGUGUGCAGCGGGUCUGCUAGGGAUUGCUCAGGUUGGCGUGCAAUGGUUCUGCUUCAGCGUCAUCUUACUUCUCUUCCUGAUCUUUUUCCCUCGAGGCGCAACGCUGCCGAAUAACGAUGCCGAAAAACAGUACACCUGGCGGACGGCUGUCACGGUGGCAUUCCUUUGUUUACUGCACGGUCUGGUUGUCAUAAUCAUCAGCAUGGCUCUGGUCAUCUCACGGCCGCACCACCUAGGCACAUGGGCCAAUACAUUGGGAAUCAUGGCUACAGCACUGGCCGGAAUACAAUACAUCCCGCAGAUCUGGAUGACUUGGCACCUGGGUCAUAUUGGGAGCUUGAGCAUUCCCAUGAUGCUUAUCCAGACUCCCGGAAGCUUUGUUUGGUCUGGGAGUCUGGCGGCAAGACUCGGUCUCGAGGGUUGGAGUACGUGGGGCGUUUUCUUGGUUACUGGGUGCUUGCAGGGCUGUUUAUUGGUUAUGGGUAUUUGUUUCGAGGUCAAAGCUCGAAGGGAGAGGCAGAGUGCCGCGAUCGUGGGGGCAAGCGAAAGGGGCAGUCACGAAACUGACGAUGAAGGAGGAACUGUCAUUGAAGAUGGUUGGAGUGAGAAUACCCCGCUGCUUAAUGGGUCGAGAAAAUCAUCUCGGAUCCCGGCUCCAAAAUGA